GGUCACCACAAAGGUAACCCUUGCCACCCCCUGCACCUGAGGCACAAAUCUGCAGAGGCCAGCCGUGGGUGAUCAUCCUUGGUCCUACUUCUGGCCACCCAGGGGGAGGCUGGGGCUGGAGCCCUCCGCAGGAGCCUCUGAGGGAACCAGGACCAGAGACUCGCCUCAUCCACUGAAGAGCAACCCAGUGGAGACGUCCAGCCGUCACCCUGGAGGUCCUCGCACCUAGUUCCUUUCACCCGCCCCAAGGAGAGAUGCAGAAAGACACUUCGGCGCCACCCCCAUCUGCACCCUUGGUGGUCUCAAACCCACCGCAGGGUGUAGGCCGGCAGGCCAGCGCCUCCGGGGCCCCCAGCAAGAACGUGACUGGGCGCCGCGCCAGCCCCAAAACCCGACGGAAGCUCAGCAUAUCCAAGGUGAUCCUGGAGGUGGUGGCGGACAAGGGCAUGCACAACCGCGUGAGUCUAGCCACCCUGAAGAAGGCGGUCACCACCAUGGGCUACGACAUGACCCGGAACACCUGGCGUUUCAAGCGGGUGCUCAAGGGGCUGGUGGACAAGGGCGUCCUCAAGCAGGUGACCGGCAAGGGGGCCUCGGGCUCCUUCCGCAUGGGCAAGAAGUUUGCCUCCAAGUUCAAGCUCAGGGGCCAGAGACGGCGCCGGUCUGGGCAGCGCCGGCCUGGGCAGCGCCAGUUGCUAAUGGGCUCCCAAAGAGGGCACAAGCGGCUACACAAGGAGGGCCGCGGGGUGGCCAGAGGCCGCCGCAAUGAAUGAGGCAGGCGAGGCAAGAAGGCAGGGGUGCCAGGCCCGCCACAGGCUCAGUGCAGUGGAAAUAAAAGGAGCCUAAGUUAUUUCACACCUGCCUCCUGGAAU
This is a messenger RNA of Lutra lutra (Eurasian river otter), 872 nucleotides long. RefSeq names its product spermatid-specific linker histone H1-like protein. Lineage: Eukaryota; Metazoa; Chordata; Mammalia; Carnivora; Mustelidae. Gene Ontology annotation, cellular component: nucleosome. Gene Ontology annotation, biological process: nucleosome assembly. The transcript has a single exon. The record is from RefSeq and is a predicted model, not a curated record. Gene Ontology annotation, molecular function: DNA binding. The coding region runs from base 255 to 773 and encodes 172 amino acids.